Molecule: messenger RNA, 1726 nt
Organism: Episyrphus balteatus (marmalade hoverfly)
Lineage: Eukaryota; Metazoa; Arthropoda; Insecta; Diptera; Syrphidae
Product: maltase A2-like
Exons: 9
Coding region: 65-1726 (553 amino acids)
Biological process (GO): carbohydrate metabolic process
Source: RefSeq, a predicted model, not a curated record
UUUUACACUUUUAAGUGUAUCAUGUCAUACUUCUUCUCCGACUGAUUGGUGGGAAGAUGCAUCAAUGUAUCAAAUCUAUCCAAGAUCAUGGAAGGACAGUGAUGGAAAUGGAAUUGGAGAUUUAAAAGGAAUCACUGAGAAACUUGGUUAUCUGAAAGAAAUUGGCAUGACUGCUACAUGGCUUUCACCCAUUUUUGAAUCCCCAAUGGCCGAUAAUGGUUAUGAUAUUUCAAACUUUACCAAUAUUGAUCCAAUUUUCGGUACCUUGGAAGAGUUUGAUGCUCUAGUAAAGAAAGCAAAGAGCUUAGGUCUUAAAUUAAUUUUGGACUUUGUACCAAAUCAUUCAAGUGAUGAAUGUGAAUGGUUUCAAAAGUCGGUAAAUCGGGAAGAUGGUUAUGAGGAUCUUUAUGUUUGGGCUGAUGGCAAAGAUGAUCCCCAAAAUCCUGGAAAAAAACUUCCUCCAUCAAAUUGGGUCGGUAUUUUUGGAGGAUCGAUGUGGGAAUGGAACGAAAAACGUCAGCAAUUCUAUUUGCAUCAGUUCUUGAAAGAACAACCUGAUUUCAAUUUUAGAAAUCCAAAAGUUCACACUCUUAUGUUGGAGGUCUUGAAAUUCUGGUUAGAUCGUGGUGUUGAUGGUUUCCGAAUUGAUGCUGUUCCUCAUAUGUAUGAAAAGGUUUUCGAAAAUGGAACUUUUCCCGAUGAGCCUGUUAGUGGAUUUACCAAUGACACAAGUAGCCAAUACUAUUUGAGACAUGACUACACUCAAGAACAGUAUGAAACUGUUGAGCUUUUGUAUGAAUGGAGAGAAUAUUUGGAAACAUACAAGAAAGAGCAUGGUGGAGAUACCAGAAUAUUGUUAGCUGAGGCUUAUGUUGGACUAAAAUCGAUUGGACAAUAUUUUGGCAAUGGCACACACUUUGGCGCUCAUUUACCUUUUAAUUUUAAUUUUUACUCAAUUUUUGAAAACAAAAACUUAAAUGCCAAACAUUUUGAAAGCUCGGUGAGUCUAUGGAUGGAUGAUAUAUGGAAGAAGCACAAAAUGGCUAAUUGGGUGGUUGGUAAUCAUGAUUUGGUAAGAGUUGUUAAUCGUGUUGGUGAAGAAAAGAAGGAUUUGAUAAAUGUGUUGGUUGCUGCACUUCCUGGAGUUACAGUUACUUAUUACGGCGAAGAAAUUGGAAUGAAAAAUAUCAAGUACGAUUGUGGUGAUUGUCUGUUAGGGGAGGCACGAAAUUUCGGUAGGUCACCAUUCCAAUGGAACGAUGGAGUAUCAGCUGGAUUUUCCACAUCCAACAAAACUUGGUUACCAGUAGCUGAUAAUUAUAAAACAGUCAAUGUUAAGACUCAGCGUGGAGUUGCUAGAAGUACUUUGAAUGUUUUUAAAUUAUCUCAGAAGCUCAAACAUACUGCAGCGUUUAAGGCUUUUAAGGAUAACAAUGGAUUUAGCUAUGGAGCUGUUAAUGAUAAUGUUUUUCAAAUAAUUCGUGGUAAUUCAAGUGAAGAAUAUCGAAUUUUAGCAAAUUUUGGAAACAAAACUGAGAGAAUCGGUCCAUUGCUUGGCUGCCAUAAAGAUAAACAAAAUAAAUAUGAAUACACUUUGGUGACAAAUUAUUCUCCUCAUCACAUUGGUGAAAGAAUCAAGCUUGGAAGAGUUUCAUUGAAUCCAUUCGAAACAGUUGUUCUAAAGAAAAUAUUGAAAAACUCAUGUAACUCAUUGAUUAUGUAUUAG